CUCUGGUAGCUUGACACAUCACUCUGCCAAGACACACUAUUUUUCAUAUUUCUCUGUGUAGUUUGGUGCAAAAUAACCUUGAAAACCUGCUUUGUUGCUGGCCUAACCUUAGACUUAUACAGACAUGUAUCUUUUAACUGCACAGGUGUUUACCUUAGCUCACUUUAGGCAUGUAAAACCAUGGAGGAACAUCCAGAAGUUGGCAGCUAACAAGCCUAGCUAAUGGACUAGCUAGAACUUUAACCCCUCCUCUACUUUCUCAGAGAGCCCAACAGGGAUUGUUCUCCAUGAUGAUGUGGACGUGCGUGGCAGUUUUCCUGCUGUGUGUGGGGUCAGGAGUAUGCACAGAGAAGGCCAGCACACCAGACCUAAUAGAAUACACGGCUGCAGACUUCUACGAGAAACUGCAUUCUGGGAAGACGAUGUUCGUCUAUUUCGAGCGUCAAGUCUCUCCAACCAUCUCUCUCUUCUUGGCGGAGUUGGAGAAGUCUGCUGACGCUCUGAAGGAUUAUGGAGUACUUGUUGGCAAGGUCGACUGCAACAAAGAGCUGGUUUCUGAAUACUGCUCAGAAGAGAAGGUGGUGCACACAGCUUUUCUGUUCAGGGGCGGCAAGGAAUUCCUGGGUUUUGGUUUGGACACCGUGUUUGACGUCAACUCCAUCGUCUCUGAAAUCCUGUUUGCCAUUCUGCGUGAAGAGGUCAAGUACGUUCACACAGACACAGACCUGCUGGCCAUGGAGAAGGCAGCCAAAGGGAAGAAGGAUAUCGUGCUGGGUUACGUCCGCAGUCUGGGUACACAAGAGCACAGAUCGAUGAUGGAGACGGCGUAUGUGUACGGAUCCAAAUACCAGUUCAUCCUCAUAACUGGAGGCCCAGUUUUGAAGCAUUUAGGUGUUGACGAGGCGUCUCACUCGUCUCAGGUGUGGUUCCUCCACUGCCGAGUUCGCAGCGGGCUCAAGACCGCGAAGACCUCCGAGCACUGUCCUCUGACCCGUAUGAGGAAGCCCCUGUCCACCCUCAGCCUCCACUCCUUCCUGCAGCUCAUGGAGGCUCCACUAGUGUCUGAAGUUUACGACGACCCGUCCUCGGUCCAGCGCCCUCAGUUCCCCUACCAGCACACCCCCCAGAUCUUCCUGUUCUCUCGUCCCGCGACCAAGCACGCCGACCUGGACACGGCCACCACCCUGGCCUGGAAGCUCCGCGGCCUCGCCCUGCUGGUGCUCGUUCACAGACAGAGUCCUUCGGUGAAAACCCCCGAACUCUAUAACGCUGCUUUCCGGCUUCCCGAGAAGAGUUCAGACGUGAAGUAUAUGACCUAUCACCACAUCGAUGAGUUGUAUCAGCUCUUUGCAAACCAAGAGAAAGAGAAAGAGGAGCAAGGGGGGCAGCUGGAGGAAGACGACGUGGAUCCACAUGCUACCAAGCUGGACGAUGAAAUCGCGGCAUCCGUCCACACACAACGAGCCAACAUGCUGGACCUGGACUCCAUCAUCGAGUUAACUUCUGACAACUUCCACACCGAAGUGGCUCAAAGCAGCCUGACGGUGGUGCUCUUCUACCUCAGAUGGGAUGCUGUUUCAAAGGUUUUCCUCCACUCCUUCAUGGACGUUGCAGAGAGACUUGGAGAUUCCGAGGUUCAGAUGGCGGGGGUCGACUGCGGCGAGUGGAGCGACCUCUGUGGUGCCGAGAUAGGCAGCGACCUCCCGAUCCCGUUCCAGCCAAUCACGGUCUUCCCCACCGUUUUGCUGAUCCGCCCCAAGGAGUUGGCGCAGCACUACGGAGGCAUGCUGGGUACUGAGGCGCUGCAUCGCUUCAUCAUGAUGAGCCAGACAGCUUCUCCUGCACUGCUGUCCACCAAAGAGAAAGUGACAUCAUUCCUUCAGGAGGUUCCUCACCCGGAGCUAGUGGCCCAUAAGCCUGUCGACAGAGUACUGGGACUGUUUAAGACACUAGCAGGCGUAGCACCGUUUAUUGACGCAGCAAAGUCGCUGAGAGGAGAAGUGCUGACUGGAACGCUGACUGAUGAGCUGGCAGAGGAAUGGGCGGCAGAGCACAAUGUGGACCUCCCUGCAUUGUUGGUGUUCCCGUCCUGGGGGACACCCACUCGUCCCUCCACGCUGCCUGUGUCCUCCUGUCCUAAAGAGCUGGUCUCACACAUUAACGCUGCACUGCUGCAUCCACUGCCUGAGCUGACGGUGGAGAACCUGCCGUCCUUCCUCUCUCGGGGUAAAGCCCUGCUGCUCCUCUUCGUGGGAGAGGAGGAGGACGAGAUCGGGCGGAGGCAGAACCAGGCGCUGGUGGAGGAGAUGAGAGCAGUGGUGGAGAUGGGAGGGGAGAAGAUGGAGCCGUACCUGGCCUGCUGGAUCCACCUUGGCCGUACUCCAGCUGGUAUGUCCGUCCUGGGCUCAUACCUGGGCUCUAUGCCCCCCCUCCCUGCUCUGGUCCUCACCCAUUUGCCCUCUGGAGGUGAAAUCUACCAGUACGCUGCCAACACGCCCAUCGUGGCCUCGUCUGUGCUGCAGUGGCUGCAGAGAAUCGAGGAGGGGACGGAGUCAGCAGCAGGGAUGAUGGGCGAGGACAACUGGGCUCCCUCUGCCGACUUCAUCGACUUCCUGAAAGUCAUCGACAUGCAGGACCCCGACUCGGCCAAGCAGCAGACUCCUACAGAGGAGGUGGAGGAGGAAGAGGAAGAGAUGACUGUGGAGGAAGAAGACGAUUCCUCCUCCAGCUCUCCUGACAACAAACUCCACACUGAACUGUAACAGAACAAGAUGGAACAAUAACAAUGUGGCUGAUGAUUCUAGGCUUCAGUUCUUACUUAUUUUUAAUAUUAUGAUGUAUUUAUCAUAAGAUUAUUGAAUAAGUAUCUGAGAUGUAUCGGAGCAAGAUUUAGCAAAAACACACAAUGCAAUGUAUUAAUACAGUUAAAGGUGGGAAUAAUGAAAAGACACUGAACUUUGGAAUCUGCAGUAAACACAAGUCUUUCAUCCAGGAGACAGGUGUCCGUGUCCUUUGUGUCCCGUUACAAUCAGCUGUUCGUGUCCCGUGCUUGCAUAAACCUAAGCAAGGGUUUUUGUUUAAUUCACAACAUUAAGAACGUGUUUACUGCGACUGAAAAGUGACGCUGAGGGCUCUGACGACGCGUCAGUAUGUACCUCCUAUAGGGGUCUGGGGGGGGGGACCUAUAGCUGGUCCAAUCAGUCAAAAGAAUUAUGAAUACAAUGUCAUAUUAAUAAGUACAAAAUGAAACAAUAACCCGGUUGACCCUGCUGGACUGACCCGUUCUGGAGCUCCUUGAAGGUGCCCCGGUGCUGCUUUACUACCAGAGGACAGGGCC
Messenger RNA from Sebastes umbrosus (honeycomb rockfish), 3337 nucleotides. RefSeq names its product thioredoxin domain-containing protein 16-like. Lineage: Eukaryota; Metazoa; Chordata; Actinopteri; Perciformes; Sebastidae. The coding region runs from base 288 to 2762 and encodes 824 amino acids. The record is from RefSeq and is a predicted model, not a curated record. The transcript is spliced from 20 exons.